CAAGCCAAGUCCGAUGAAAUACAAUAGGCGGGACUGGCUGAUGUCGCGAUCAUUGCAUAGUAUCCUUUACUGCAUGUCUUAGCCAUGCAACCCUACUUUGGCUUGCGUGGCGCUCUUCUGAACCGCGCUAUCAUUUGGCUGGUUGUCUGCCCGGCCUUCGUGUGCUAUGGUUACAACCAGGGGGUGACGGGGGGUCUGCUAACGCUGCAGUCGUUUGCGGAAACCUUUCCCCAGAUGAACACUCUCACCACUACUGGCGCUCAGCAGCACUACAACUCUACCAUCCAGGGUAUGAUUCCGCCCCAGUAGGCAAUCAAAGAUUAACCGUUGCAGGUACGGUGGUCGCUUUGUACACUGUCGGCGGCAUAUUCGGAUCCUUGUCAUGUAUCUACUUAGGUGAUCUUCUAGGCCGGAAGCGAGUGAUCUUCUUCGCUUCAGCUGUGUCGAUAAUUGGUGCCCUGCUGAUGGCCACAUCGUUUGGACUGGCCCAGUUUAUCGUGGCGCGUGUUGUCCUAGGGUUGGGAACUGGUGGCUACGUUGCCACUGUGCCCGUGUGGCAGGCUGAGAUUUCGCAGGCGGGCAAGCGAGGCGCGCAUGUCGUGACGGAUGGUAUCUUCAUUGGUGCUGGUAUCACUAUCUCGCUGUGGAUUGAUUUCGGCUUCUACUUUGUCACGGGUAACUCCGUGUCGUGGCGGUUCCCACUGGCCUUCCAGAUUGCCCUGUCGCUCAUGGUGAUGGCCUUUAUUGUAGUCUUCCCCGAGUCACCUCGAUGGCUAAUCAAGCGGAAUCGAACGGAUGAAGCCCGGGAGAUCCUGGCUGCGCUGGCGGACGUCGACCCGGCCGAUGAGAGCAUCACCCUGGCGAUGCGCGACAUCGAACGGUCGCUUGCGCUAUCAGGGUCAGGCUCAUGGAAAGAUAUGUUGAGCAUGGGCGAACAGCGACUGUUCCAUCGGACGGUGCUGGCCGCGGCGGGACAGAUGUUCCAGCAGAUGUGUGGAAUCAACCUGAUCACAUUCUAUGCGACCACCAUCUUCCAGCAGUAUCUGGGACUCGAUGCGGUGCCGUCGCGGAUUUUGGCCGCUGCAAUGGGUCUAACACAGCCACUAGGCGGAUUUCUCGCCUUCUUCACGAUCGACCGGCUUGGCCGACGAGUACUGAUGCUUGGGAGUGCAGUUGGGAUGUCAGCAUCAAUGGCUAUCUUAGCCGGGACGACAUCUCAGUCAAACAACUCCGCCGCGCUGGUCGUGGCGGUGGUGUUCCUCUUCGUGUUCGAGUUCAUCUUCACGGUGGGAUACUCGGGGGUGACCUUCCUGUACGCGACAGAGGUCGCACCAUUGCAGCUGCGGGCGGCCAUCAGCGCAGUGUCGACGGCGGCCGUGUGGACGUUUAAUUUCCUCCUCGCCGAGGUGACUCCGGUGGGAUUCGAUACGAUCGGAUACCAGUACUACAUCAUCUUUGCGGUGCUGAAUGCGGCGAUUGUGCCGAUUGUGUACUUUUUCUUCCCGGAGACAAACGGACGAUCGCUGGAGGAGAUUGAUGAGAUCUUCCUACAGUCGAAAAGCGUGUUUGAUCCGCCACGACUAGCCAGGACGUUACCACGGAUGCAUCUGGCGGAGGUGGUGGAUGAUCCGGAGGUGGAUGCGAAGGUUGGGAAGAAUGGUUAUGAUUGA
Molecule: messenger RNA, 1670 nt
Organism: Aspergillus sclerotioniger CBS 115572
Lineage: Eukaryota; Fungi; Ascomycota; Eurotiomycetes; Eurotiales; Aspergillaceae
Product: putative MFS sugar transporter
Exons: 1
Coding region: 465-1670 (401 amino acids)
Biological process (GO): transmembrane transport; carbohydrate transport
Cellular component (GO): membrane
Molecular function (GO): carbohydrate:proton symporter activity
Source: RefSeq, a predicted model, not a curated record